AUGGAAGGUCCACUUUCAAAAUGGACCAAUAUGGUGCAUGGAUGGCAGUACCGAUGGUUUAAAAUAGAAAAUGACACUCUUCUAUACUACACUUCUCGGGAGAAAAUGCUUAAAGGACAGCAGAGAGGUCAAAUUCGUCUUACCGGUGCUGUCGUCGGAAUAGAUGGCGAAAACAACAGUCUGUUCACAAUCACAGUCGAAGGAAAGACAUUUCACAUGCAAGGAAGAGAUCUUCGAGAAAGAAAUCAAUGGGUUCGUAUUCUGGAAAAUUCGAUUCGUGCCAGCAGUGGAUACGCAAAGAAUGGAUCCGUCGGAACCACUCCAGCUCAACAUUUCAAACAAAAAACAGAAGAAGCGAAUGAAUUUUUGAAGACACUUGUGGAUAAAGUGAAAGAAUUAGAGCAGUUGAAAAAUGGAGAGAGAAUUGCUGACGAAAAGAAAACCAUCGAUUCUCUGAUUGGAGCAAGUAACAAUUUGACAAAUAAUGUGAAACAUGCAAUUAUUUAUCUGCAGAUGGCUCAAGCUCGUCUCGAUCCGAAUAUGAAGACCGAGAAGUUGAUGUUCACACAUCCGGAUUUGGAUGAAAAGCCGUCAUCUCGUGCUGGCACAGUCUCCGAUUCCACACAAACCAGCAGUCAUCAAUCGAAUACUCAAUCUGAGAAACCUUUGUCUGGAAUUCAACAUCUCGAUCAUCUGAAACCACAACGUGCCGAGUCGUAUGCGAGCAGUGACGAAGAAGAGUUCUACGACGCCGACGAGGAGCUGAUCGAUUUGGAUAAAUUUGAGAGUGAGAAGAGCGGACAGGAGGCUGGUGAUUCGGAACAACGUGGUGACGCCGCCAUUAUGUCAUCUGAUGAAGACGGGUACGAUUUCGGAGAUUCACACGAGGAUUUCGAUGAGAUUUACAAUAAUGCAGAGGAGCACGACAUCGGAAAUGUGCAACAGGAGCAUGGAUCAGUUCUGAUGCAUCUUUUGAGUCAAGUGAGCGUUGGGAUGGAUUUGACAAAAGUCACUCUUCCAACAUUCAUCUUGGAACGUCGUUCUCUUCUCGAAAUGUACGCCGACUUCUUCGCUCACCCUGAUUUGUUCAUUGCUACAAAUGGAAUUGAUUCACCCGAAAAACGAAUGAUCUCUGUCGUGAGAUACUACCUCAACGCCUUCUACGCAGCCAGAAAAAGUGGUGUUGCCAAAAAACCAUACAAUGCGAUUCUCGGAGAAACAUUCCGCUGUCGGUACACUGUCCCAAAUGACUCUUUGAGUGGAAAGAAGACGGAAAGUGGACCGUGGCCAGGAUCAGAUGAGAAACAGUUGACAUUCAUUGCAGAGCAGGUCAGCCAUCACCCUCCAAUAUCCGCAUUCUAUGCUGAAAUGCCAUCGGAAGGAAUCUCAUUCAAUGCUCAUAUCUAUACGAAAUCGUCAUUCCUUGGCCUAUCCAUCGGUGUCGCCAGUAUUGGAGAGGGUGUUCUCACAUUGCAUAACUACGGUGAUGAACAGUACACAAUCACAUUUCCAAGUGGUUACGGACGCUCCAUUAUGAGUACUCCAUGGUUCGAAUUCGGUGGAAAAGUUAAAGUGGUUUGUGAGAAAACUGGAUACUAUGCUGAUAUUGAAUUCCUGACGAAACCAUUCUUUGGUGGAAAACCACAUAGAAUUCAAGGAACAAUUUGCAAAGAAGGUGUCAAGAAACCGAUUCUGACAGUACGUGGAGAAUGGAAUGGAACGAUGUACGCGAAGCCACAGAAUGGAGAGGAAUACGUAUUUGUGGAUGUGAAGUCGAAGCCAGAAGUGAAGAAAGAGUGUGUUCCAGUUAUGCAACAAGGAAAACGAGAGAGUAGAAGAUUGUGGAGACAUGUGACCGCCGCACUCCUCAGGAACCGCAUUCAAACGGCGACUACUUCCAAGAGAUUUAUUGAGCAGAGACAGAGAAAAGAGGCGAAGGAACGCCAGGAAAGUGGCGAGACCUGGACUCCUCUCCUCUUCGAUACAACAGACAAAGAUGGCGAAUGGAUGUAUAAGCAGAAGCUGGGCGUCAGAAAAACGUUGUAA
This is a messenger RNA of Caenorhabditis remanei, 2046 nucleotides long. RefSeq lists its product as uncharacterized. Gene Ontology annotation, cellular component: intracellular membrane-bounded organelle; membrane; cytosol. The coding region runs from base 1 to 2046 and encodes 681 amino acids. Gene Ontology annotation, molecular function: sterol binding. Lineage: Eukaryota; Metazoa; Nematoda; Chromadorea; Rhabditida; Rhabditidae. The transcript is spliced from 10 exons. The record is from RefSeq and is a predicted model, not a curated record.